Molecule: messenger RNA, 2051 nt
Organism: Mercenaria mercenaria
Lineage: Eukaryota; Metazoa; Mollusca; Bivalvia; Venerida; Veneridae
Product: multiple epidermal growth factor-like domains protein 10
Exons: 5
Coding region: 96-2051 (651 amino acids)
Molecular function (GO): scavenger receptor activity
Source: RefSeq, a predicted model, not a curated record
CAAAUACAACUUUUUGUCGGCUUAAAUAUAUUCAACGAAAAAGAAGUGAUAAAAGGAUAUUUAUUACAAUCAAAACAAUGAAGUAGAUUUCGAAAAUGAUGUUCCUCUGGGUAAUGUGCGCUUGGGUUCUCCUUAGAACGAAUACUGUAUGUGGACAAGACACGGGUACUUUUGAUUCUAACUGUCAAGUUGGCUGUGCAUGCUGUAAAGAUCGUCACUGUGGACCACUCGGUUACUGGCCUGAAGGCAACUGUUACAGUGGCUGCAAAGACGGAUAUAGAGGAGGUCGUUGUACACGGAAAUGUGAUUACCCUGAAUGUGCUGAAUGCCCAGACCUUGCAUAUGUAUGUACUAGAUGUAAGGCGGGCUAUUAUCAUGGCUUAAGUAACAACUGUUCGUCAAAAUGCCCUAUCACCUGUAAGUCAUGUACAUCAAGCACCUACUGCACAGAAUGCAUUGAUGAAUAUUACAAUUCAAAUGGUUUCAAUGAUUGUCGAUAUCGUUAUUGUCCGUUACACUGUAAAUGUGAGCAUAAUGCGUGUGUGUCAUGUAAAGAAGGUUACUUCAAUAUAGAUUCAUCGUGCAUUAGUAAAUGUCCAUCUACCUGCGUCAGCUGUUCAGCUAAGGACAAGUGUAGUUCGUGCAUAGAGGGUAAAUAUAAUGGAUAUGAGUUUGACAAGAGAGAUCGUCUUCUGUUGAAUAACUGUACCCAUGGAUGCCGGGAGAAUUGCAUCUCUUGUUCAUCUUAUAAUAAUUGCUCACAAUGUGAACCGGGUAAAUUCGGAAUGACUUGUCAGAGGGAUUGCUCAAUCGGAUGUGAAAAUAAGAUAUGUCAGAUUGAGUCUGGAAAUUGCACAUGUAAAACCAAUUUCUCUGGUCGUAACUGCACUGACUGUAUUCCUGGUAAAUUUGGAACAUCAUGCGAGAAGACCUGCCCUAUGUUCUGCAAAAAUAAACGUUGUGACAAAUCUUCAGGUAAUUGUUUGGAUGGAUGCAUACUUGCUGCUAUUAUUGGCGAAACGUGUAAUGCAUGUGUAAAUGGUAGUUAUGGGGAUGCCUGCAACGCGACUUGCCCUAAUAAUUGCAAGGAUGUUAAUUGUGAAAGAGAUAACGGUGAAUGUUCAUACGGAUGCAAAGAUAAUUUCAGUGGGAAAAAGUGCGAAGCUUGCAAGGACGGUAAAUAUGGAAAAUCAUGUAAUCUUACCUGUCCUCAGAAUUGUGCUGACGAUAAAUGCAACAAAACGUCUGGGCAUUGUUUCGCUUGCCGUGGUAACUAUUAUGGAAACAAAUGUAACAACUGUACCAAGGGGUAUUAUGGGUCAUCAUGCAAUGAUGAAUGUUCUUCUCAAUGUUGGAAUGGUGUGUGUAAUAGAGCUACAGGGAACUGUGAUCUUGGUUGCAAAGGGAAGUAUUCUGGAGAUAAAUGUUGCAUGGAGGGCGGUAAUUGUUUGGUUUGUUCCUCGAACACCGAGUGCAGCAAAUGCAAACCCGGAUAUUUCAGCGAACACUGUUAUAAGGCAUGUCCCUCAAAUUGUCUGGAUUCUUGCGAAUUAUUAACAGGUGUUUGCUAUUCCUGUAAAAACAAUUUAUACGGACUAUUUUGCAACGCAUCAUGUUCAUUGUCGUGCAAACUAUCACAGUAUGCAAGCGUCAGCAAUUGUGAAUCACAAUAUGGAAACUGUAUCCAUGGGUGUGUAAAAGGUUUCUUCGGUUCAUUAUGUAAUAUGUCAUGCAAUAGCCAAUGUAUUGAUAAUUUGUGCAUACAAGAUGACGGCAAAUGCACUAAGGGGUGUUAUAAACCCUCUGACGAUCAUGUGUGUCAUCUAGGUUCAGAAAAACAGAAGUCAGAGGACUCUAAGCAGACAAUCAUUAUAGUGAUGGGGGUUGUCGUAGCAUUGCUACUUGUUGUGGUCAUAAGUUUUAUAGCAUCUAAAAUUGUCGCCUGGAAAAGAAAAUCUAUGGAAAGAAACCCGAAAGAUGCAAUGGUGUCUUCCGAAAUUGAAACAUCGUCUCCAAAUAUCGAACACAGGAGGAGUGAAGGUUUAUUCUAG